Molecule: messenger RNA, 1801 nt
Organism: Arachis duranensis
Lineage: Eukaryota; Viridiplantae; Streptophyta; Magnoliopsida; Fabales; Fabaceae
Product: pentatricopeptide repeat-containing protein At3g12770-like
Exons: 1
Coding region: 708-1550 (280 amino acids)
Biological process (GO): RNA modification
Molecular function (GO): protein binding; zinc ion binding; RNA binding
Source: RefSeq, a predicted model, not a curated record
GUUUAAUAGGUUGUGUGAUAGAACUAUUGUUUCAUGGACUUCGAUCAUUUCUGGAUAUGUGCAGAAUGGGGAAGCUAUGGAAGCUAUGAGAUUGUUUGAUCAAAUGAGAAAAACCAAUGUGAAACCAGAUUGGAUUGCUCUGGUAAGCAUUCUGAGGGCUUAUACUGAUGUGGAUGACUUGGAGCAAGGAAGAUCUCUUCAUGGUUGUGUCAUCAAAAUGGGUCUUGAAGAUGAGCCCGAUUUGCAUAUUUCGCUUAUAGCAUUGUAUGCAAAAUGUGGUCAGGUGACAGUUGCAAGAUCUUUUUUUGAUCAAAUAGAGACAAAUAAUGUGAUUAUGUGGAAUGCAAUGAUAUCUGGUUAUGCAAAAAAUGGUCAUGCCGAGGAAGUAGUACAACUAUUUCACAACAUGAUCAGAAGAAAUAUACGACCAGAUUCUGUCACUGUUAGGUCUGCAGUUUUAGCUUGUGCACAAGUUGGUUCUAUUGAGUUAGCACAAUGGAUGGAUGACUAUGUUACUGCGAGUAAAUAUAGAACUGACAUCUUUGUUAACACCACCCUCAUUGACAUGUAUGCAAAUGUGGAAGUGUAGAAUUUGCUCGCAGGGUAUUCAAUCGUACAUCUGAAAAGGAUGUUGUUGUCUGGAGUGCAAUGAUUAUGGGAUAUGGAUUACACGGUCAAGGCUGGAAGCGAUUUGUCUUUUCCAAGCAAUGAAACAAGCAGGGGUUUGUCCAAAUGAUGUCACCUUUAUCGGGCUUCUCACAGCAUGCAAUCAUUCUGGCCUUGUAAAACAGGGUUGGGAGCUGUUCCAUUGCAUGAGAGACUUCGGAAUUGAGCCUCGCAAUGAGCAUUAUUCAUGUGUGGUUGACCUCUUGGGGCACGCAGGUUAUCUAGACAGAGCUUUUGCUUUUGUCAUGACAAUGCCAAUUGAACCUGGUGUGAGUGUUUGGGGAGCACUUCUGAGUGCAUGCAAGAUCCAUCGCCGUGUAACAGUGGGAGAAUAUGCAGCAAACAAGCUAUUCUCGUUGGAUCCUUAUAACACAGGACACUAUGUACAACUCUCUAAUCUCUAUGUUUCCUCGUGUAUGUGGGAUUGCGUUGCACGUGUUCGUGUUCUUAUGAAGGAGAAAGGGUUAAAUAAAGACCUUGGAUUCAGUUUAAUUGAAAUCAAUGGGAAACUGCAGGCAUUUCAUGUAGGCGAUAAGUCGCAUCCAAGAACCGAGAAAAUCUUCAAUGAGCUUCAGAGAUUGGAGAAAAGGUUGAAAGAGAUUGGGUUUGUCGCUCAUAUAGAUUCUGUUCUGCAUGAUCUGAAUUAUGAAGAGAAGGAGGAGAAUCUUUGUGUUCAUAGUGAGAGGAUUGCAAUUGCUUAUGGGCUAAUUAGUACUGCUUCUGGAACGACGCUUAGAAUCAUAAAGAAUCUUAGAGCGUGUGUAAACUGUCAUGCAGCAAUAAAGCUUAUAUCAAAGCUUGUUCAAAGAGAGAUCAUUGUAAGGGAUUCAAACAGGUUUCAUCAUUUUAAGGAUGGUUUGUGUUCAUGUGGAGACUAUUGGUGAGAGAGAUGAAGUAUGAUUUAUGAAUGGCUCAACCUCAAAACCAGCUAUUGUGGCUUGCCAUCAUUUCCCAAGAUGAAUUAACUGUUAGAAUUUGAAAUCCAAUACUUACACCAAGAUUGUUUGAAACAAUGCAUAUUGACUAAGGAAUACUCAGCAUACUCCUAAAGCUAAUUCAUGUACUUUGGAAUAGACUGCAUAGCAAUUUUAGCCAUUUGAUUGGUUGAGAAAAUGAAAAAUCUACCCUCUAAGAU